AUGGUGUUGCAUGUGGCGCUUCUUGGGAAAUCGACUUCCACCCCACUUACUCGGCUGGAUCUGUUGGAGGCGUUGCGCCGGAAUUCUCCACGUGGCUAUCAUGCCACUCGGUCCUAUCUUUGGACCGAAGAUAAUCUUUUUACCACUCUCUCCCCAGUGCCGCUUUUUGAUGUGAACUCAGUUGGAUGCUGCUACUACGCGUUUAGGGCCGAAUUGUCCUGCGGAGGGAAUAACGAGGAUUUUCGAGUGGCUGUGAUGCUUCUACUGGACCUCACCGCAGCCGUGGACAACUUGGUUGCCAUCGCGACGGAAAAGGAGGACGUGGAAUCACAUGAGGAGGAAGAAAGUAAUUUCCUACUUGUUGAACUUGCAGACGUAUUGGAGCAAUCCGAGGCGACUUGUAGUGAUUACCUGAAGCGGUGGGGAGCUGAAGAGCACAACUAUCACCUUACGAUGGCGCGUCGUGUCCUACUGGCGGCGGGUCAUGUUUAUUCUCUUCCUCUCUCGUUGCCGUCGUCCCCUUGUACGCCGAGCAGCUAUCUGGAACUGCAGUUCCACUUCCUUGCAAUGGAAGCGGAGAUGCAAAAUCGGUGUCGUGAAGAUGCGUUAACAGAGGCCUUGCAUCAGUGGGCCAAUGAAGUGGAGCGAGUCAUGCGAGAAGAAUCGUGUCACCUUGCGGUAGCAGCGGUUCCCAUUUCUGUGGCUGAGCUCCUGGACGCUCACCCGCAGCUUGUACAAACGGCACUCCUGCAUCACACCAUUCGACAGCCGUUGUCAUGGCUUGCGGUUGGAACACAGUUGUCGUCGUCCUCUACGCGAUUGGAAGGCGUUGUUAACGGCGUCAUACAAGAGUACCGUGUCUUGGCGCAGAACAAACUUUACGUGCGGGUGCCUCUUCGAAUGUCGCGCUACUCCUUUGCCUAUUUGUUUUUUGCGGGCCUUCCUCGUGUGCUUGCGGAAAAGCCAUUGUCACGAACAGAGACGCCUUUGGCGUUAUUAUCCCACGUGGGAGGGGGUGGCGAGGAGGUGGAGGCCGAUGAAAGAGAACUUCUUCUUGGGUUACAGCUGACGAUUGCGCUCCACAGACUUCGUUUUGAGGUUAAAGGACAACAUACUUUCGUCAUUGAGCGGUUUCUUCAAGAACUGCAGUGUAGAAAUGAGAAGGGAGAUGUUGCUGAAAUUACGCCCGAGAACGCGUCGCUGCGGCGGGAACUUGAUCGCUUACGACGAAAACUGAUGCCUGUGGCUACUAUGCGUGGAGACUCCAUCGAUUGGAUGCGAUCCUAUGCUCAGGAGGCGGCAAUGGACUACAACGUGACGGAGAAGGAAAUUGACCGUCUAGAGGUAUCCAUGCUGGACAACAGCGAAAGUGGCACCUUAUCCGCUGACGAUGCUGACGAUGCAUUCUCCAAUAAGGAUGACGAGGCUGCUUCAGGUGUGUCGCAGCAGUUGGAGGAGAUGGAUUCCUUUUUGGGGGCACGGAUGUGCGAGGCGGUACUCAGUGGCUCUGAUGUUGAGGAGGCAGCACUGACGAAUGUGGCAGAUAACUUUCUCUUCCUUGAGACCGUGCAAAUGCUCGCACAGGAUGAUAUCCCCGCGAAAUAA
Molecule: messenger RNA, 1605 nt
Organism: Trypanosoma cruzi
Lineage: Eukaryota; Euglenozoa; Kinetoplastea; Trypanosomatida; Trypanosomatidae
Exons: 1
Coding region: 1-1605 (534 amino acids)
Source: RefSeq, a predicted model, not a curated record